GCCCUUCCCGCCGCGCUGCAGCAGCGGGCAGGUGCGUGAGGCGGUGCGGGUAGAGGACUGUGCAGACGCGGACUAGCCAUGGAACACAUCCGCACGCCUAAGGUUGAAAAUGUCCGCCUGGUCGAUCGAGUGUCUCCUAAAAAAGCCGCCUUGGGAACUUUGUAUUUGACAGCCACUCAUUUCAUAUUCGUGGAAAAUGCACCUGACAGCAGAAAAGAAACUUGGAUUCUUCACAGUCAGAUUUCCACUAUUGAAAAGCAGGCAACAACAGCUACUGGAUCCCCUCUGCUUAUUCGCUGCAAGAACUUUCAGAUAGUACAACUCAUUAUACCACAGGAAAGAGAUUGCCAUGACGUGUACAUCUCUCUCCUACGCCUCGCCAGGCCAGUGAAAUAUGAGGAGUUAUACUGUUUUUCAUUCAACCCUAAACUUGAUAAAGAAGAGAGAGAACAAGGCUGGAUGCUGGUCAACCUCAGUGAAGAGUACAAGCGGAUGGGCCUCCCUAAUCACUACUGGCAGCUCAGCGAUGUGAACAGAGACUACCGAGUUUGUGACUCAUACCCGACUGAACUGUAUGUUCCUAAAUCGGCCACGGCACACAUCAUCGUGGGGAGUUCCAAAUUCCGGAGCAGACGGCGAUUUCCUGCCCUUUCUUACUACUACAAAGAUAACCACGCCUCCAUCUGCCGGAGCAGCCAGCCGCUGUCCGGCUUCAGUGCCCGGUGCCUGGAGGAUGAGCAGAUGCUUCAGGCCAUCAGGAAGGCCAAUCCGGGAAGCAACUUCAUCUAUGUCGUGGACACUCGGCCUAAGCUGAACGCCAUGGCAAACCGUGCGGCGGGGAAAGGCUAUGAGAAUGAAGACAAUUAUUCCAAUAUCAAGUUUCAGUUUAUCGGGAUAGAGAACAUCCAUGUCAUGAGGAACAGUCUGCAAAAGAUGCUGGAAGUGUGUGAACUUAAAUCUCCUUCGAUGAGUGACUUCCUGUGGGGACUGGAGAACUCUGGCUGGUUAAGGCACAUUAAGGCCAUCAUGGAUGCAGGCAUCUUCAUUGCAAAGGCUGUUUCCGAGGAAGGAGCUAGUGUGCUUGUUCAUUGCUCUGAUGGGUGGGAUAGGACGGCACAGGUGUGCUCUGUAGCCAGCCUCCUGCUGGAUCCGCACUACCGGACUCUGAAGGGCUUCAUGGUGUUAAUUGAAAAGGACUGGCUUUCCUUUGGACAUAAGUUUAAUCAUAGAUAUGGCAAUCUAGACGGUGACCCCAAAGAAAUCUCUCCAGUUGUUGACCAGUUCAUUGAAUGUGUCUGGCAGUUAAUGGAACAAUUUCCCUGUGCCUUUGAGUUCAAUGAGAGGUUUUUGAUUCACAUUCAACACCACAUUUAUUCCUGCCAGUUUGGAAACUUCCUGUGUAACUGUCAAAAGGAGAGACGAGAACUCAAAAUUGAAGAAAGAACAUACUCUUUGUGGGCUCACCUGUGGAAGAAUCGAGCCGACUAUCUGAAUCCUCUGUUCAGAGCGGAUCGAAGUCAGACCCAGGGAACCCUUCAUCUCCCCUCAGCGCCCUGCAACUUCAUGUACAAGUUUUGGAGUGGCAUGUAUAACCGCUUUGAAAAGGGGCUGCAGCCGCGGCAGUCAGUUCCUGAUUACCUGAUGGCAGUGAAGGAGGAAACGCAGCAGCUGGAGGAAGAGCUAGAGACCCUUGGAGAAAGGCUGGAAAGACUUCAGAACGUUCCGUUCAAUUGCACUAACGUGAAGAGUAAGCAAAGCGAACCCAGCAAACACUCAGGGUUUUCUCCUUCAGACAACAGCACAGCCAACACGCCCCAAGAUUACAGCGGCAACAUGAAAUCAUUCCCAUCCAGGAGCCCCUCCCAGGGAGAUGAAGAUUCCGCUCUGAUUCUCACCCAAGACAAUCUGAAAAGCUCAGACCCAGACCUGUCGGCCAACAGUGAUCAGGAGUCUGGGGUGGAGGACCUGAGCUGUCGGUCUCCAAGUGGCGGGGAGUGCGCGCCCGGUGAAGACAGUGGCAAGGACCGCGAUUCCGAUGAAGCAGUGUUUCUCACUGCGUGAGCUCUCGCCGGGAGCUCCAAAAUAAAACACGCAGGGAACUGUGCAAGGCAGAGUACAAAAUAUCUCAAGAAAUGGUAUGUGUCAGCAGGAAUUAGAAAACGUAAUGAUAAAAAGGGAAAAGACCUUUUGCUUUUGAUCAGGUGUUGAAGAACAGGAAAAAGCCAUUUCUCCUCUCUACUGUUAACGCUUUUAUGACUUGUGGGACAGAGAGGGCUGCCUAUGCCUUCCGUCCCUGGAGUUGGUCCUGUCCCACUGAUGACCCAUGCUGUUGGCAGGCAGGGUGUGGGUAACUGUUUGCAGUGAGCGUGUGCCACAGAGACAGUAGUUUGUACAGGGGAGUGUAUGAGGUGCUGCAGCAGCCUAGAGGUGUGAGUGUUUAAAACGUUUGUCUUUUUUGGCUUUUGUAAAGCAAGAUAAGCCUUGUAUUUCCAGGUUCCUGUGCACUAUUUGGAAGUUGCACUUACAAAUGUGAAAUGUGAAAAUUCCACAUUCCAGCACAGACUGCAUUUUCAGGUGCCAUACAUUACAUGUACCUGUCAAAAGAGCAAGAGGAUGAUGCAGAGUUCAGAGCAACAUAUCUGUCCCAUGUAAUUGUCCCUAGAGCCCAGAGGGAUGUGUCUCACAUAAUCCUGCCCUGAGGUGAUACAUGUGUGUCCCAUAUUUAUACUCCGAGUCCAUAGCAUAUAGUCCCAAAUAAUAUGUGUAAAGAUCCUUCCCCCUUAUUAUCUGCCCCAAACUCAGACAUACUCAACGACUCAGCAUGCAUUCCAUUAGUGAAAAAACACUUUAGCACCAAAAUAGUAGCAGCAGAUAAUGGUUUGGACAUAAAAGGGCUAAGAAAAUUAUUUCCCAUUUCAAAUUCUCACUCCAAAAUUUUGCUUGUUAGAGAGCGAUUUCUACCAUUAUCAGACUUUCUAAACAGAAACCUCUCGUUAGAACAUGCAUCUGUAGGGUGUCCCAACCCUUUCUGUUCUGCUGUUAUUCUUAGUUAAUCUUUCCCCUAUUCCAUUUACAGGUCAAUUCUUUCCCCUAAAUUAUUUAAUAUUGUCUUCUUUUCUAUGUUGUUACUAUUUUAAAACAGCACAUUGUUGAGCUGUACCAUUUUCUGGUAAUAGAUGUGUCCCUACACUUGAGGGGCUUCACAAUUAUUUAAGCUUGUUUCAGAUUUAGUAAUCACUGCUCCUUAGAUAUUUUGCAUUGUUAAACAUUUUGUUGCUUUUCUUGAACUUCUGAUACUCAUCAUUUUAAAAAAUGCUAAGACUUGUGACUUCUUUGCUAAUAGGUGUCUAAUACUUAAUAAAGCAGAAGCACCAUCCA
Echinops telfairi (small Madagascar hedgehog) is the source of this 3378-nucleotide messenger RNA. RefSeq names its product myotubularin related protein 7 (gene MTMR7). The transcript has 14 exons. Gene Ontology annotation, molecular function: phosphatidylinositol phosphate phosphatase activity. The record is from RefSeq and is a predicted model, not a curated record. Gene Ontology annotation, biological process: phosphatidylinositol dephosphorylation. The coding region runs from base 79 to 2061 and encodes 660 amino acids. NCBI's taxonomy places the organism in Eukaryota, Metazoa, Chordata, Mammalia, Afrosoricida, Tenrecidae.